Molecule: messenger RNA, 1878 nt
Organism: Enterobius vermicularis (human pinworm)
Lineage: Eukaryota; Metazoa; Nematoda; Chromadorea; Rhabditida; Oxyuridae
Source: the annotation of a GenBank genome assembly
AUGGUUAAAGGUGAAACUUUUGCCCAGGAAAUGAACCGCACCGCUGAAAGUUGCUUGAAAGCUCGUGGGGCUACAAACCCAACAUUUAAGUCAGUAGAACAUUCAUGUUUGGAUGUAAUUGCAAAACUGGAAAGCCUAUCUGUAAAAGAAGCUGAUAAGGUCAAGGAUGGCAAAGAAAAGCCGAAGAAAAAGCAUCUGUUUGUUGACAAUGUAUCGCCAGUGGAUUUUUUGAAUUAUCAAAAUGCAAAAUCUAGCUUUUUGGCAAGAAAAAUGAAAACUGCAGCAAAGUUACAUCGUGUUGGACCUGAACUUUUUGCCGAACUACUACAGCAUUCUACGAAGAAAAAGGAGGAAAAUGAAGAAGAAAAGACUCGGGAAGGGACAGAGAAACAAAAAGAGGAAAGCAGUAAAAAACCAGAAAUUAUUCCACGUGGCCCAAGCAGAAUUGAACGUACACCAAUUGUACAUCAUCCAUAUGGUGGUUCGAAAGGCCAAAACUAUGGAACAGCUCCAAAAAAGAAUGAUAACAAAUACAGCCGCCAAACAGGUUAUGAAAACAACUACGUUUGGACUGACAGUCCAGAAACAGCAGGAUAUAAUUCAAAUAACUCUUCUCCAGAAACUUAUCAAACAGAUAUGGGUUACUUUUCUUCCAGCCCCCAACAACAACCGUCACCUUUUCCGCAGUGUCCACUAAACGAACUUGAUCAGUAUCUUGAAGCAGAAAGUUCAGACUCUAAAGAAACGCAUGAAGAGAUUCCUAAAAUAGUCUCCGACUUUAUACUAACCUAUUCCCUUCCAUAUUCAGCUUCUACGUCAACAGAGAGUAACACCGCUGCUGACCAGGAGCGCCAUUCACGGAAUAGUAGCUCGUCUGAUACUUCGGCCAAAAUACGUCGCCAUUCAGCGGAUAGCGGCUGUGAUUCCCCUAUGAGCGCCGGAAGCGCUCCGCACUGUUCGCCGAACGCACCGCGAGGUUCCGUGUCAAGUCAGCUCUGUGGUACCGAUAACGAAAACCGUUCAGAUGUUCAUGACGGAUCACUUAAAUCAUUACGCAAGAAGGCAAAGGAAAGGUUUCGAGAUAUAUUAACGGAGAAAGAGUACGAUGAAGGACAACUUUGGGCUAUUCGUGUGUAUACAGAAUUGAGUAAUCGGAAUCAUUGUCUGGACCAAAAGCAAUAUGAUGGUGAUACGUUGUUACAUAUUGUUACCAGCAAUCGUGAUUACGGCAAGAUUUAUGCACUGUCGGAACUGUUGUUGAAAAAUGAUAUGGUAUGUUCGGCAAAUCCAAUUGAUGUACGAAAUGAUCAAAACGAAACACCGUUGUUCAAAGCUGUCGAAUAUCGAUGUCGACCGGAGGCCAUCGAGUAUUUCUUAGCGCUUGGAGCUGAUCCAAAUGUGCAACCAAUGCAGAGCGGAAAACCAAUUAAGGAUCCUCCAUUGCACUACGCAGCAUCGCACAGUAUGCCGGAAAUUGUUGAGGUACUGUGUAAAAGGGCUGACAUCAAUAUGGUUAAUGGCUAUGGAUAUACGCCACUUUUAUGCGCUGCAUUAAAACAUAAUCAUCUAAUCUGUAAAGAAACGGGUCUUCGUUGGGACAACAGCAAAACUAUCAAAAUUUUACUGGCACAUGGUGCGAAUCCACGAAUUUAUGAUCGCAAAAACCAGCGUUCUAUUUUAAGUGAAGCGUAUGAGAAAAUGGAACCUGAACUUAGUGAGAUCUUAAAGGCUCAUCUUGAUGAAAGAGUAUAUUAUGAUAUGACAAACCAGGAACUGACAAACAAUCAGCGUCCGCGUCUCGAGAAUCAAGAUGUUGCAUACCAGAAUCAGCGUUACUGUUAUCCAGAUUAUGUGGAGCAACCGUACAUGUACAACUAA